AUGAAGAAAGCCUACGACGUGAUAAUAGUUGGUGCUGGACACAAUGGUCUUGUUACCUCGGCUUAUUUAGCUCGGCAAGGUUUACGAGUACUUGUUUGUGAAAAACGAUCAAUUAUCGGGGGUGCUGCAUGUACAGAAGAAAUAGUUAAAGGUUUUAAAUUUUCUCGUGCAUCUUAUUUAUUAAGUUUAUUUCGUCAGAAAAUUAUUGAUGAUUUAAAUUUACAUGAACACGGCUUGAAAUAUUAUUUUCGUGAUCCUGUUUCAUAUACGCCCAUAAAGAAUCCGAUUAAUAAUAAUCAACGUUCAUUAUUAUUAUCAUCAUCGAAUAAUGAAUUUAACAAGAAACAAAUUGCUCAAUUUUCAGUAAAAGAUGCAGUAAACUAUCAGUACUAUGAAGAAUGGCUAACAAAAAUAUGUCGAGCCAUUGACAAACUUAUUUAUUCACUACCACCUGAUCUUAAUCAAAUGAAUCAAAAUUCUAAAAUGUCCGAUCGUUUUCGUGCUUACAAUUAUUCAUUGAAAAUUUUUUAUGAUUUAUUUAAAAAACUUGGCUUCAAUGGUUCUUUAGAUCUAUAUCAAUUAUUAACUUCAUCGGCUGGUCGAAUAUUAGAUAAAUGGUUUGAAUCCGAUAUUAUGAAAGCUACAUUAGCUACAGAUGGUCUUAUAGGUACUAUGCUUGGUCCAUAUGAUAGCGGUACCGGCUAUGUUUUACUUCAUCAUGUCAUGGGUGACUUAGGUGGACGAGCUAAUGCUUGGUAUUACGUUCAAGGUGGGAUGGGUGGUAUAAGUAAUGCUAUAGCUUCAUCAGCACGGUCCUCAGGUGUUGAAAUACGUACAGAUUGUAAUGUUAAUCAUAUAGAUAUACGUAAUGCAAAAGUAGAAGGUGUCAUACUUGAAAAUGGAGAAGAAAUAAGAGGAAAACUUGUGGCUUCAAAUGCAACAGCUUAUGUUACAUUUAAAAAUUUAAUUUUAAAUGAUGUUAUUAACACAAAUAAAGAUUUAGGUGAAUUAAAAAAACAUAUAUUACAAUCGGAUUAUAAAAGUGGUACAACAAAAAUAAAUCUUGCUCUAUCAGGGCUACCAAAUUUUCUCGCUAAUCCCAAUAAAAAGCCGAAUGAACUUGAACCUCAUCAUCAAUGUACAAUACACAUCAAUAGCGAGUCAAUGUCUAAUCUACAAAAUGCUUAUCAACAAGCAUUAAAUGGACAACCAAGUCAAAAUCCAUUGAUUGAAAUGGUUAUUCCUUCUUCACUUGAUCCAACAUUAGCUCCAAAAAAUUGCCAUGUAGCUUUACUAUUUACUCAGUAUACACCUUAUCGUUUAUCGAAUGAUAAACAAAUUGAAAUAACGCAGGAAUAUAAAGAAAACUAUUAUCGAAGUGUGAUUAAUUCGAUCGAACAAUAUGCACCGGGUUUUGAAAAGCUUAUUAUUGGACGUGAUAUGCUGUUUCCAUCGGACUUAGAAGAACAAUUUUCAUUAACAGGUGGAAAUAUUUUUCAUGGUGCACUUUCACUUGAUCAAAUGUAUUCAUUUCGACCAGCGAUAUCAUGUUCAAACCAUCGAACACCUAUUAAUGGUCUUUAUCUAUGCGGAAGUUCAACUCACCCAGGAGGAGGAGUUACUGGUAUGCCAGGUUUCAAUGCAGCAACAAUAAUGCUUCAGGACUGGCAACGUAAAAGACAUUUAUUCAAGUGA
Molecule: messenger RNA, 1695 nt
Organism: Rotaria socialis
Lineage: Eukaryota; Metazoa; Rotifera; Eurotatoria; Philodinida; Philodinidae
Source: the annotation of a GenBank genome assembly